UCGAGCUUUGCUUCACUGGCAGUGAAUAGUGCAGUGAACAGGGUGACCACCUUGACCUUUGUUUUAUAAUCUGAUACCCCAAAGAAUAAACGAUCUAAUGGAUAGCGGCUACAACAACUACAACAGCAGCUACGGCGGCGGUGGCGGUGGCGGCGGUGGUGGUGGUGGUGGCUUUAUGCCCGGCGAGAUGAACAACAGUCCCUCUGGAGGAAAGAGCGACUACAACAACGCCACCCUCCGCCCCAUAACCAUCAAACAAGCCCUCGACGCCUCCCAACCCUACCCCGAAGCCGGCUACCAAAUCGACUCCGCCGAAGCCGCCAGCGUCUGCUUCAUCGGCCAAGUCCGCAACAUCAGCUCGCAGUCCACAAACGUCACCUACAACGUGGACGAUGGCACCGGCGUGAUCGAAGUGAAGCAAUGGAUUGACUCGGCCAGCGCCGGCGGCGACACGAUGGACACGGACGGACAAGCCAAGCCCGGCGGCGGCGGCACGACAGCAAAGAAUCAGGUGCAGGUGGACGGUUACGUCAAGGUGUUUGGGAAGCUCAAGACGUUUGGGAAUAAGCGGUUCGUGGGCGCCCAUUGCGUACGGCCGGUCCAGAAUAUCAAUGAGGUGCAUGUGCAUUUGCUGGAGGCGGCGGCGGUGCAUUUGUUUUUUACGCGGGGGCCGGUGGGGGAGAAGUCUGCGGGUGGUGCUGGGGCUGGGGCUGGGGCUGGGGCUGGGGCUGGGGAUGCGUCGAUGGGUGGGGUGGAUGAUUAUGCUGGGGGCCGGGCAUUGCCGGCCAUGAGUCCUGUCGCUAGACGGGUGUACAAUCUGUUGAGGACGGAGCCGCAAAGUAAUGAGGGGUUGCACGCGCAGUUGAUCGCCGCAAAGUUGAGUCUGCCUAUGCCGGACGUGGCUCGGGCGGGCGAUGAGCUGUUGACAGCCGGGGUCAUCUUUUCCACGGUCGAUGAGCAGACGUGGGCCAUUCUGGAGUAUUAGGCUUGAUCUCAUCUCAUCUUCUUUACGGCAAUUGCGCGCUUUCUCUUGAUGACAAUAUGAAAUGGCUAUCGAUGGAUGAUUCUUUCUUCUGUGAUUGGCUUGGCUGUUGCCGGACAUGACAUAUACUGUACUGCACACAAACCCACUGGCUGGAUUUGAGGCGGUGAUACAAAACCGACAAGAGAGUUUAGUUUGGUAUGGCACAGCGGGACAUCACUCGAAGAAUCUACACAACUUCUCGGUUCGCUUGCUGGGUUAUGAUC
This is a messenger RNA of Aspergillus saccharolyticus JOP 1030-1, 1248 nucleotides long. RefSeq names its product putative replication factor-a protein. The transcript has 3 exons. Gene Ontology annotation, biological process: nucleotide-excision repair; DNA replication; double-strand break repair via homologous recombination. Gene Ontology annotation, cellular component: site of double-strand break; nucleus; chromosome, telomeric region. The record is from RefSeq and is a predicted model, not a curated record. NCBI's taxonomy places the organism in Eukaryota, Fungi, Ascomycota, Eurotiomycetes, Eurotiales, Aspergillaceae. Gene Ontology annotation, molecular function: DNA binding. The coding region runs from base 98 to 985 and encodes 295 amino acids.